Telopea speciosissima is the source of this 1237-nucleotide messenger RNA. RefSeq names its product TOM1-like protein 2. The record is from RefSeq and is a predicted model, not a curated record. Gene Ontology annotation, biological process: protein transport to vacuole involved in ubiquitin-dependent protein catabolic process via the multivesicular body sorting pathway. NCBI's taxonomy places the organism in Eukaryota, Viridiplantae, Streptophyta, Magnoliopsida, Proteales, Proteaceae. Gene Ontology annotation, molecular function: phosphatidylinositol binding; ubiquitin binding. The transcript has 3 exons. Bases 31 to 1122 code for a protein of 363 amino acids.
UUUGCUUUCGUAGAAUCUGUCUGGUAAGGGAUGGAUAGGUUGAAACUAGCGGCGUUGGGUGAGAGAUUAAAGACUGGAGGUGCUCAAAUGAGUAGAAUGGUUAGUGGGAAAAUGAAGGAAAUUUUACAAGCUCCGACACCUGAAUCGAAGAUGGUUGAUGAAGCAACAUCAGAUAGUUUGGAAGGACCGAAUUGGGGUUUGAAUUUACGGAUAUGUGCUUUGAUCAACAGUGAAGAGUUUAGCGGUCAGGAAGUUGUGAGAGCCAUAAAGAAGAAGUUUGCUAGCAAGAACAUGGUGAAUCAAAGGUUGAGUCUUGAUCUGUUAGAGGCUUGUGCCAUGAAUUGUGAUAAAGUUUUCUCAGAGGUGGCUUCUGAGAAGGUCUUGGAUGAGAUGGUUAAGAUGAUUAAUAAUCCUCAGACCUAUUACAGUAAUACACAAAGAGCUUUGGAUUUGAUCCACGCUUGGGGCGGAUCUGAAGAUCUUGCGUAUCUGCCUGUGUUUCGCCAGACUUCCAUGAACUUGAAGAGCAAAAACAUCCCACGAUCAAAGCAGAGUUAUAGGAAUUCGAUUCCCCUUUAUGAUCCUUUGGCUCCAGAUGUUCAUCAACAACCAUUUUCUCCUCCUGAAAUAUAUCCCAUGGCUCCUCACUUUGAUCCACAUGGUAUAGAUCAUACUGAUAUUGCAUAUCAUGGUGGUGGUUUUCCGGUGGAAGAAAAGAAAGAAUUUCUUGUUGUAACUCGAAAUAGCAUUGAUAUUCUGUCUAGCAUUUUGAACUCUCAAGCAGAACCGAAAUCCCUCAAGGAUGAUCUGACGUUGAGCAUGGUGGAAAAGUGCAAGGAGUCACAGCCUGUUUUACAGAGGAUCAUAGAAAGCACUAGUGAUGAUGAUGGAAUGCUCUUUGAGGCUCUAAAUCUUCAUGAGGAGCUCCAACAAGUCAUUUCCAAGUAUGAGGAGAUGACAGCAAUACCAGUUGUGACAUGGGCACAACCCAAAAGUCCUGGCACAAAAGGCAGUGGUUCAGCCACUCUGGAUGAAAUCCCAAACAGGGCAGAAAAGCCACAUCCCCUGAAAGAUGGAGAGAGCAGUGAAACCGACCAUGAGAGGAAAUUUUUACUGGAGUGAAGAGUUGAGGGGGGAGCCAACAUUUGUUGUUUCUAUUUAUGGAGUAUAGGAGGAAUGGUAGGUGAUAGUUUAUGAUGAAGGGUGUGGUUGUAAUGUAGGAUCAGCCAUUGAACUC